CACACGCAUCCAACUCCAGCUCCGCUUCACGACGUCUACGCUGCCCCUUGAGCUCAGCUCUUGCGCAAUCUGCCUCGUUCACCUCGCUCCAAUUGAAAUAUCGACAGCGCACACCCCACCGCCGCCACAAUGCCGACCCCCGAAUCCGAAAUGUUCCUGGCGAAGAAGCCCAAGGUCGCACCCACCUUCAGUGGCGUCGACUAUGAGGACAACCAAGCACUCAAGGCUGCACAAGACUCUAUAAUCCGUGAGCAGUGGGUGAAGAGCAUGAUGGCACGGUUAGUGAGGGAAGAGAUGGGGAAGUGCUACCGGAGGGAGGGGGUGAAUCACUUGGAGAAGUGCGGGCCUUUGAGAGAACGUUACUUCGAGCUGCUGAAGGACGCAAAAAUCAAGGGAUACCUCUUCGCGCAAUACAAUUACAUCGACGAGCCACUCAAGAAGCAAUAGACGACGCUGCGAAGGCGAAGGCGUCCUUGCAGGAUCGGCUGGGUGGACACACGAGAUGCUACCAAUGCGCAGGAAGCGACAUAGCGCGCGAAGAUGACGGGGACGACACAAUUAGGCGUUUCGGCAGGUCCUACUUGGAAAGACCUGCGCGUGGAUCUUCACAUUGGCAGACCUGUACAUAUAUGUGCCAAGGAGAGGAGUUACCAUUAUCACAUGAAUCUAAAGUCAACACAUAGUUGCUUAAGUACAGUUUAGGUCCCUUUUAUAAUCUCACUAACAGAAUAUUUAUUCAGGUGUUCUAGUUCCCUUUUGAACUAUAUAUACAGUUAUGCUGGUUGCUAAUAUCUGGUCCUGGCAUGAUGCGGCCAAGCUUGUUGCAUACCGACCCCGCUACCCUUGUACCUGCAUCAACAGCUCCAGACAAACACUCCACCCCU
Messenger RNA from Cucurbitaria berberidis CBS 394.84, 884 nucleotides. RefSeq lists its product as uncharacterized. The transcript has 2 exons. Lineage: Eukaryota; Fungi; Ascomycota; Dothideomycetes; Pleosporales; Cucurbitariaceae. The coding region runs from base 130 to 447 and encodes 105 amino acids. The record is from RefSeq and is a predicted model, not a curated record.